AUGUUACCCAAGCGCAUUCUUUGCCUCCAUGGUGACGGGACAAACGCGAUGGUUUUCGCGGCUCAAACGCGACAUCUGAGACGGGCCUUGGAGCUCCACGGCAUAGAGCUUGUCUACGCAACCGGGCCGUUCGAAUGCGACCCGGGGUACGGAGUGUCACCCUUCUUCGAUGACUGCGGGCCUUUUUACCGCUGGUGCCCCAACGAUCCGCGAGACGCCAACGGCAACGGCCAAGUCGCGGCCGAGGAGGACGACCUCGCCGAAUCGGCGGCCAUGGCAGCGGGCAUUAUCGACAUGUUUGAGGAUCUGCACUACGAAUUCGGACACGACGCCGACGGCGCGAACAGCCGCGACGGCUUCAUUGGUAUCCUUGGAUUUUCUUCUGCCGCGUCCGUUGUAGCAGGCAUUCUCGCUGUGCAAAACAAUAGCGUCGAGGACCUCUGUCCUGUGUGGUAUCGUUUUCAGUUCGGGGUUCUCAUCAACGGGACUGGGCCGCCUACAAGGUUUCCAACAAUUGGAGGUGACGGCAGCAAGCAGCCAAUCGAGGUCCCGACCUUGUCUGUUGUGGGCAAACAGGAUCAGUGGCAGAGUCAAAGCAAGCUCCUCAACACCUGCUUUGAUAGGAAGUUGUUGACGUGUCUGGAGUUUGACAAUGGCCACAAAAUACCUUCCGAGGAUGGGCAAGUUGAAGAAAUGGUGUCUGCGAUUUUGGACAUGGUACACAGGACUGAAGAUUGUAUUCAAGUAUGA
Messenger RNA from Colletotrichum truncatum, 750 nucleotides. RefSeq names its product citrinin biosynthesis oxidoreductase CtnB. The record is from RefSeq and is a predicted model, not a curated record. NCBI's taxonomy places the organism in Eukaryota, Fungi, Ascomycota, Sordariomycetes, Glomerellales, Glomerellaceae. Gene Ontology annotation, cellular component: nucleus; cytoplasm. Gene Ontology annotation, biological process: secondary metabolite biosynthetic process. Gene Ontology annotation, molecular function: hydrolase activity.